ACAUGCAGGAUCCUUACAUCGUGUCUCCAGAGAGAGUCCAGUAUGGCAGUGAUGUCCACAUGACUUGCUACAUCCUGUCUGUGGCAAAGUACAUUAAGUACAUCUCCUUUACCUGGAGUGAGAAUGGUAAAAGGCUAAUCCAUGGAGGAAGAUAUGAGAUAAGGUCAGGGUCAGGGACGUUUACUAACAGCGUGUACAGGUACUACACCAAUACCCUCACGGUUAGUGACACGAGGACGAGUGAUGAAGGAAAGAGAUACAUGUGUCAGGUUGAAGUGGGAGUUGGAGCAGGGUCAGAUUUCUAUAAUACUGAGGAGUACUUACUUGGAACAAAACUCUCACCUUCGACCACCACAACCGCAGCUGAAGGGGAGGAUGUCACAAUAUUCCCGACCUGGAGCGUGACGGACGUUGUGAUGGGUUUCUGGUCUCCUGGCGGUAGACUCCUUGCCACAAUACAAUCUAUCUCUGUCUACAUCUGGCCAAACAGUCGCUCGAAAGUCACGGUCAGGGGACUUAUUACUUCACCUUACAGAAAGACAGUUAAGUUUGUGAUCUGCAAUGUUACACACGAGGAUGCUGGUCGUUAUGACUUAACUGAAUUCAAACGAAGAGUCAAACAUAGUGCUUACAGUCUUGUUAUAGCCGCUCCUAUGAGUACCAAGGUCGAAACUCCAAUGAGUACCAAGGUCGCAAAUGUUACUGCAGUUGUCCUUUACAUCAUCGCUGGGUGCUCCGCCCUGCUCCUAGUUCUGGCCGUAUUCAUCAUCGCUGCCAUUGUGCUGAUAAGGAUCAAACAACAAGGUCUUCAACAACGUAGCACCCAGGCGCCAGUUACAACAGCUAAUAUCGUUCAAGCUCAACUUUAUGAUGUUACUGGCUGUUCAGCUACUGAACCCACUCAUUUGUAUGCUGAAAACAGUUCAGGGUAUCACACACUUAACUUGAAACGUUUCAAGCGGUUGAAUGAGUUAUAUCCUACAGACACUGUCACCAGAAAGAGGGUAGUACAAUUGGACCAAGACUAUGAACAGGUCACACUCAGGGACAGUCGUCCUGUACUGAACUGUACACUGCCAUGCUCAGAUGAUGAUGAAGAGAGUGAUGAGUGUCCAUCUUUGUGUUACAUGAAUGAUGAUGGACAGCGCCAGAAAGAUCACUCCGGAUAUGCCCAUUGCAUAGUAGUCGAGGGUCACGUAUCUAUGGAAUGAGACAUCUGGAACAUAUUUGAUGGUUGACUCAGGUGGCAGUUAUUCGACAUUGCAUUGAUGCGUAAAAACUUGACGUUUGUUUUCUAUGUGCAAAUAAUAUACUACCAAUACAAUAGCGUUGUUCCGAGACAUAGAGGUUAUAACGCGAGUGUGUUUGGGGAUGGUAAAUAUCCUGCAUUAGGAAUAAACAUUGUAUUAUGCGAGCCUUGGCGAGCUAAAUACAUAGUGUUUAUUCCUAAUACAGGAUAUGUACCAUCCCCAAAAACACAAGCGUGAUAAGCUCUUUAUCAUAUAAUGUCAUUCUUUAAUUCUGUGCUUCAAAAUCGCUUUCCCUCUCUCACAAACAUUACCGAAACAUUGCGAAUUUUCCUGGAAUGCGCGCAUUAAUAUUUAUUACGUCAC
This is a messenger RNA of Haliotis rufescens (red abalone), 1613 nucleotides long. RefSeq lists its product as uncharacterized. NCBI's taxonomy places the organism in Eukaryota, Metazoa, Mollusca, Gastropoda, Lepetellida, Haliotidae. The record is from RefSeq and is a predicted model, not a curated record. The transcript is spliced from 6 exons. Bases 3 to 1211 code for a protein of 402 amino acids.